Molecule: messenger RNA, 2308 nt
Organism: Orbicella faveolata
Lineage: Eukaryota; Metazoa; Cnidaria; Anthozoa; Scleractinia; Merulinidae
Product: tubulin-specific chaperone D-like
Biological process (GO): tubulin complex assembly; microtubule cytoskeleton organization; adherens junction assembly
Cellular component (GO): lateral plasma membrane
Molecular function (GO): beta-tubulin binding; GTPase activator activity
Source: RefSeq, a predicted model, not a curated record
UGUGAACAGUGAAUUACUGACCUGGUAUUCACAAAGCGAGUGGUGUUUGGUUCUGAGUUGGUCACGGCCAUGUUGAUGCAGAAUUCUGGACGCCUUGCGGCGACGAUUCAUAAGCAAGGAACUUUCCGCGCUUGGUCCGAUAGUGCGGUAUAAUACUAAGUGGUAACUUUUGUGCGAUAUGGCGUCAUGCUUAAAUUCGCUUUAACUGAUUAGUGGACGUACUUGUCUUAGUGAAAGAGUGAUUGGCUCCAUUUGGACAGACAUAAAGAGGAUAAGAAAACAAGAAAACGGAUUUUACAAGAAAGACAGUUAAUGAGGUGGCGCUGAAUGUCACAUGCGUCAUAAUUAUUUAAUCGAAACCAAUUGACUCAGAUAAUGAAUCAAUUAAACCAAACGUAAUUAUGGAAAUAAACAGUAAAAUGCUAUUGUCUCUGAAAAGAACGGAAAGCAUGUACCUGAAAGUGCGCUUUCCGUUGCAAGGAUGGACAAAAUUUAUGCGCUCUUGCAAUUUCCUCAGAAGCGAAAUCGAAGAAGAAAGUAGUGAAGUGCGUUACGGCCGAUAACGACAUGCAAGCUACUUGAAUAUCAAGUGAUGUUAGAAACUCCUUGCUUUUGCAUUGAAAAUCGGGUCAUGAAUAUCUUUUUUUUUUACAUUCUAGUUUUUUAUAAAUGAACUAUUAUUAGUAAACCUAUCGCAUUGUAACUUACCUCGGCGGAGAAAAUAUCCAUAACUAAGUUUUUCCAUAAAGUUACCAGAUGUGACCAAACUGUAGUAACAAUAAAUGAUUUAAUUAUUAAGCUAAAUAUAAUAGCGAUUCAUAAUGAUUUUAAAAUGGUUCUUUCAAUCAAGUACACAAUUGCAUAAGUUUUUUGUUUGUUUUUUUUCUUUCCAGCUGUGAAGGCGUGAUGUGCUGCCUUGCACAACAAGCCUCAGAGAAGAUUGAUCGAACCAGAGCACAUGCCGGAGAAAUUUUCUUAAGUCUUGUUUAUAUGGACAGUCCUUUAUUGCCCCAUAUACCUCACCACAAAGAACUUCUUAAAAUUUUUCCGAGAAAUGAGUGUUUAGAGAUGAAUUGGAGCGCGCCUGCGGAUUGCUUUCCCAGGAUAACGAAGCUGCUAGGUUUGUCAUCAUACAGAAGGUCUGUUCUACUUGGCUUGACCGUCAGCGUUGGAGGGUUGACCGAAUCGUUGGUUCGACACUCCUAUACGUCGCUUCUGAGUUUCUUAAAAGGCAUUAAUGACAGCGAGAAAGAUCUGACUGCAUUUGCUGAGACACUCUUGGACAUUUAUCGAAACAAUGAAAAGAAUGACAGAAUCAUAGUUCCUUUGUUUAAGAUGCUUGAUAUGCUGUUCUCUAAUGGAUGCUUUGAGCUGUUCACGCAGGAUGAAAGCCAUCCAUUUCCUCAGACUGUGUUAACCCUCACAAAGAAAGAGAUCUUCAAACUUGGUGACGCCAGGAAGCUGAUCACGAGUGUCAAUGUCUUUUGCGGCCUGUUGCAGUUUCCAGGGUCGACACGAACGAAAUCUUUCCAGCAACUUUGCAUUUUUCUUUGCCACAAAUACCCUCAGGUUCGGAAAACCACCGCUGACCAAUUGUACGCGGCAGUCCUGACCUACGAUGACAUCAUGCCAGAAGAAAGUUUGGACGAAGUUUCAGUAAUACUUAGCGAAACCUCCUGGGACGCAAGUAUAGAAGAGCUUCGUGUAAUAAGGAAUAGACUUUGCGACAUCCUAGGUAUCCCUCACCCGGUUUUAAAGUCCUCUGCAACAAAAACCUCCGUGCAGAAGAAGAAAGACGAAUUAGAAAGUUACAAAGACCUUGUCAGUCGUGGUUACUGAGUGAGAACGUUUUGGAUUAAACAAGCUGUAAAGAAACACAUUGGGUUUUAUUUGAGUAUCGUCGGUCAAGACAGUUUUCAAACGCACUUCAGAGUUUUCCUUUUAGCGGCAGCUACGAGGAAACUUCACGAUACUGCAAAUGUGGAAGAGCAAAAACAAGAGCUAAUAAUAUGACCUUCAGGACGCGUUGGUUUGAAAAACGUGUAAAAAUUAAUCUAUUGUCUGAUUUAUUGAUUUAUUUUUAUUGCCUUAUUUUAUAAACAGACGAAAAAAAUUAUUUAAAAAGUACGCGGGACAUUUUCGGGUGUAUUGUAAUAUUUCCACAGUAUUGACAUGUAUCUGUUCCGCUUGUACACUUGUUUCAAUUUAAAAAAAAAAAAAGAACUAAGUGAACGCUCCCCUGUGUUGAAAAUGUAAAGAGGUGUUUGUACAGUGCAAUCCUGAUGUAAUAAAUUUGUUCGUUGCUCAA